AUGUCGAAGAAUGCGGCGCUGAAGGCCGUGCGAGCGGCAAUUGAUUCGAAAGACUACGAUACGGCAGUUGGCAAGGCCAAGGUUCUCGUGCAAGAAGAUCCAGGAAAUUAUCAUGCCCAUGUCUUUCUAGGCCUCGCGUAUGACAAGCUGAACCAGAACGAUGAAGCUGAACAGACGUACCUCGCGGCGACGCGUAUCAAACCGGAUGACCGCACAGCUUGGCAGGGCUUGAUCGCUGUUUACCAGAAACAGGGCGCCUCGAAGCUUAACGCCUGGCAUGAUGCAGCUUUCAAGCUAGCUACCAUAUUUGCGAACCUUGAGGACUCAGCACCGGCACGAUGUGCAGAGGUGAUCGAGAAGUACACCAACGUCGCGCGGAGUCGAGGUUCCCCGGCACAGUACAAGCGCGCCUUACUUUACAGUCUCCCCACCUGCCCCCUGUACGGAGUUCUCGAAGGCCGAGUGCCUCACCCGUCCCAUACCUAUCUCCGCCUUAUCGAAAUCACCGAAGCCGAAGAGAAAGAAUACAUCAAUCGCGAAAUUGGCGAACGGAGAACCCGUCUGGGUGCCCGGAUCGAUCUGGUCACACUUGAGGUUAAGCGCGAAGCUUUCAAACAGACACAGUUAGAGCAACUCUACCAAGGCAUCAUCGACUGGACAAACGACGACGAAGUCCGCCGUCAAUACGAGGAAAGACUGCUCCAGAGAGCCUGUGAUGAGCUCGAGGUCAUGCCUCAUAAGAAGAGAAAUACCAAGAGAAGAGAAAUACUGCGCUCCGCUCAGGGUAUGGUUGUCAUCAAGCACCCGUUUAAAUUGGCCUGGGAGAUUGUCCUCGAGUGGCAGGAUGUACAGACGUAUUCCCAGUGGGAUGUUGGCGUCUUGCGUGAGUAUAUCGAGUUCUUCCCGGAAGAUGGACUGGCAAAGGUCCUCAAGGGUUUUCUUCUCAGUGACCUCUCGCCUUUUCCGAAGGAAAACCCAGAUGAAGACAAGCAAGCGAAAGACAGCGAUAUAACCGAUCUGGCUGCGCUGGACCCUAUGAUCCUGAUGGUCGAUGGAUUGGACCAUGCCCCUACGUCCGCAAUCGCCCAUCGCAUCAUGGCUGACCUUUACCAUUCUGCCGGAGAAUAUCAGGUCGCGAUUGAUGUAGCCCGCAAGGGACUAGAGAGCAUCAUACCCGACCUGGUAGGCCGCACCGGCGUCAAUUUAGCCAACACCACCGACUCUCUCAAAAUCAACCUCGCCAACUCCUUGAUCCAUCACCAGUCUCCUCGUCACCACUCCGAAGCCAAGGGGGUUUUCGAGGAAAUCCUAGGAAGAAAGCCGUCAUCCACGGUCUGCCUUCUCGGAAUUGGUUUGAUCCUCCAAGAUGAUAAAGACUACAAAAAUGCAGUCGAAUUCCUGAGGCGUGCCCUGGCGCGUGACCCCACCGACAUCAAGAUCCGCGGAGAGCUUUACUGGUGUAUCGCAUUGGAUGGUGACCUUGUAACUGGCCGAGCGGGUCUUGAGGCUGCUCUUGAGAGCCUGAUGAAAGAGCAGCCAGAGAGCAGGUCUUUCAAGGCAGUCCUUCUCUAUCGUAUAGGCUACUGUCUAUGGGAGCUUGACCCAUCCCCGGCCGCACGAAAGGCUCGUAAUGGUGCAUAUGCAUAUUUCCUUGGAUCAAUCAAUGCCGAUAUGAAUUACGCCCCGGCCUACUCGAGCCUCGGAUUCUACUUUGCGGAUUACAAGAAGGACAAGACAAGGGCACGGCGAUCAUUUCACAAAGCCUUCGAGCUUUCAACGUCUGAGAUUCCAGCAGCUGAACGCCUGGCGAAAGGUUUUGCAGACCAACAGGAAUGGGACCUCGUGGAGGCUAUUUCACAGCGAGUUGUGGACUCGGGCAACGCUCAGCCCGCCCCUAGUUCCAAACGUCCAGGAUACAGCUGGCCAUACGCGGCUCUUGGUGCCGUGCAGAUCAACAGGCAGCAGUAUGACAAAAGCGCCGUGUCAUUCCAAUGCGCUUUGCGACUUGCACGCGAGGAUUAUCAUUGUUGGGUGGGUCUCGCCGAGAGCUAUCACCAUGCCGGUCGUUUUGUCGCCGCUACCAAGGCAUUUGAAGAGGCUCGAAAGCAUGAGUCUCGUCUCUCCGAGGCCGAGAAGGAACACAUUUGGUCUGCACGAUACAUGCUAGCCAACGUCAAAACAGAUCUUGGUGAAUAUGGUGAUGCAAUCGCUCUUUACGAGGAAAUCCUCGCUUCUAGGCCUGCCGACAUUGGUGUCACAACCGCUCUUCUCCAGACACUUGCGGAGAGCUCUUGGAAGAGUCUGGAUUCCGGCCUGUUUCACGACGCGGCAGAGUUAGCCAGCAAGGUCAUCAACGUGUCAAGCUCGAUUGUUAAAAUUCGGAGCGACUUGUUCAAUCUUUGGAAGGCAGUUGGUGAUGCCUGCAUUAACUUCUCCUACAUUGGGAAGGAAAUUGGAAUGCUGCCGAUCUCUGAAUGUAGAGCUCUCUUGGCCAGCGGAGCCAACGAUGGGGAGCUUGACAUCAUGAGUGAGGUAGACAAAAUUGGGCACAGCUAUCUUGAUUCCAGCGAGAACGAGGCAAUUCAAUCUAGUGACUGCACAUAUCUUGCUAUCCUGGCAUUCAAACGCGCAAUUCAUGUUGCUAGUGGUGAUCAACUCGCCCAGUCAGUUGCGUGGUACAACCUUGGUUGUGCCGAGUAUCGGGCGUAUCGAACCUCGCUCGCUAGCCCAGAUGUCAUAAAGAAGCCGCGCAGGUUUCUCAAGACUGCAAUGCAAUGCUUCAAGAAAGCAAUUGAGUUAGAGGCAGGAAAUGCCGAGUUCUGGAACGCGCUCGGUGUUGCCACCAUGAGCAUGAGUGCCAAGGUGGCGCAGCAUGCCUUUGCGCGUAGCCUACAUCUCAAUGAAAAGGGUGCCGAGGCCUGGACCAACCUAGGCGCCCUUUAUCUCAUUCACAAUGACAUUCAACUGGCCAACGACGCCUUUACUCGAGCUCAAUCGACCGAUCCAGACUACUCGCCAGCCUGGGUGGGACAAGGCCUACUGGCUCUUCUCUACGGUGACAAGAAAGAAGCACGAGGUCUAUUUGCGCAUGCAUUUGAUAUCUCGAGCUCGUCGGACACCAUCUCUAAGCGCCAAUAUACUCUCACACUUUUCGAUCAUCUCGUUUCCGACCUUUCGGCUUCCAACGAAGUCGCCCAGCUGAUCCAACCUUGCUUCGCCCUUCAACAGCUUUGUGCGCAAGACCCCUCGGACCUGCCUAUUAUGCACAUGUCUGCACUCCUCGGAGAAAGAAUGGGCGAAACGAGCGACGCCGAGGCCAAUCUACAAGCUGUUUGCUCCGGAAUGGAGGCCGAAUUCGAGUCGUCGGAGUCGCCAUCUGCGCUCUCCAGAUUUGCCCAGGCAAAUGCAGACAUUGCCCGUGUUCUUCUUGCUCGCCAGGACUAUGAGCAAGCUGCUGAAAAGGCUGAAACGGCGCUCACCUUGUCUGAAGAACAAGAUGCGAUUGAUUUCGACCCAGAGGCUUGCGAGAAGAUGCGCCUGUCUGCGCACCUCACUGCUGGUCUUGCCUAUUAUUUCAUUCAGUCAAUGGAUCAGGCGAUUGACAUGUUCCGUGACGCUUUAAAUGAAUCAGAUCACGCCCCAGAUGUCGUAUGCCUUCUGGCUCAGGUUCUUUGGGCCAAGGGUGGCGAGGAAGAGCGUUCGGUAGCUCGUCAACAGCUGUUUGACUGUAUCGAGACUCACCCAGAGCACGUCGGGGCUGUUAGUCUCCUGGGGGCCAUCGCCAUCAUGGAUCGGGACAACGACGCCGUGGAGGCCGUCGAAUCGGAUCUUCGUACCAUGGUCACACGGGAUGACAUCGACAUCCGCGAGCGUGCUAGAAUUCUCAAGCUUUUGACCGCGAUUUCGGCCAUGGGGUUCACCGAAGAUGUCUCGCUCCCGGAGGACGUCCGGCGCCUUGGUGAGGCAACUGCCGCCGUUAUGCUCUCCCCUGGUCAACCCUCUGGCUGGAUGGAAUUGUCAGCCACCUCCGGUGAACCAUAUGCAUCAGCAAUGUCUGUCAAGCGUGCCCUGCACUGCGUUCCGCCCCAUGGCAAACUUGAAGCGUCUGAUCUCAGCCAAGCGUACACUCAGACUGGAAAUACUGGGGAUGCUCUUCGGGCCACCAUGAUUGCACCAUGGAAACGAGAGGCUUGGGAGUCCGUGAACUACGUCCAAUCCAAUUAA
Molecule: messenger RNA, 4224 nt
Organism: Penicillium argentinense
Lineage: Eukaryota; Fungi; Ascomycota; Eurotiomycetes; Eurotiales; Aspergillaceae
Product: SKI complex subunit tetratricopeptide repeat protein SKI3
Exons: 3
Coding region: 1-4224 (1407 amino acids)
Cellular component (GO): Ski complex
Molecular function (GO): protein binding
Source: RefSeq, a predicted model, not a curated record